Messenger RNA from Plutella xylostella (diamondback moth), 2538 nucleotides. RefSeq names its product Brf RNA polymerase III subunit (gene Brf). Gene Ontology annotation, cellular component: transcription preinitiation complex; transcription factor TFIIIB complex; nucleus. Gene Ontology annotation, biological process: transcription preinitiation complex assembly; DNA-templated transcription initiation; transcription by RNA polymerase III. NCBI's taxonomy places the organism in Eukaryota, Metazoa, Arthropoda, Insecta, Lepidoptera, Plutellidae. The record is from RefSeq and is a predicted model, not a curated record. Gene Ontology annotation, molecular function: RNA polymerase III general transcription initiation factor activity; TBP-class protein binding; RNA polymerase III type 3 promoter sequence-specific DNA binding.
CGUGUUUCUAUUCACACAUCUUAUUCUGUGCACUGAACUCGCACUGACUGAAUAAUCUGAUCAAUCUGAAUGAAUAAAGAACAUCAAAAUAUUGGGCAGUGCAGUGGUUUCCGAACGGACACAGCUGAAAAGUGAGUGAAGUGAAUCAACGUUGAAAUUAUUAUUUUCUUGUUAAACUCGAGCAUGUUGUGUUUUUACACGUGACUUUCAGUUAAAUAAAAUAUAUUUCAAAAUAGAACGAACAACUGAACUGAAUAAAUGUGAAAAAAAAGAGUAUUUGUAAGAAGUAAAGUAAAUUAACUAGACCACCACCAACAAUAUGUCUGGAAAGAAAUGCAAACAUUGUGGUUCUUCAGACAUCGAAGUAGACCCCGCGCGGGGUGAUGCGGUGUGCACCAACUGUGGUACCGUCCUUGAGGACAACAUCAUCGUCGCUGAGAUAGAGUUUGCGGAAAACGCACAUGGAGGUGCCUCUACCAUCGGUCAGUUCGUCUCAGCUGACACUAAAGGUGGUGCCACUGGAUUUGGAGGAGCAUUUAAUGCGGGUAUUGGCCAAGAAUCCAGAGAAGUGACUCUGAAGAAAGCGAGACAUGGAAUAACCGCCCUCUGCCAGCAGCUCCGGUUGAACCAGCAGUGCAUUGACAUAGCCUGUAACUUCUUCAAGAUGGCUCUGUCCAGACACUUGACUAAAGGUCGGCCGGCCAGCCAUAUUCAAGCAGCCUGUGUCUACAUCACAUGCCGAACAGAAGGCACUGCGCAUUUACUUAUUGAUAUAAGUGAUGCACUUGGGAUAUGCUGUUAUCAACUCGGCCGCACAUACUUCAGAUUGUCAAGAGCUCUGUGCAUCAACAUUCCUUCAAUGGACCCGUGCCUCUACAUCCUGCGGUUCGCGUCGCAGCUCCAGUUCGGGGAGCGCAAGCACGAGGUCAGCAUGACGGCGCUGCGGCUCGUGCAGCGCAUGAAGAGAGACUCCAUCCACUCGGGGCGGCGGCCCUCGGGUCUGUGCGGCGCCGCGCUGCUCAUAGCCGCCCGCCUCCACGACUUCUCCCGCACGCCCAACGACGUGGUCCGCAUCGUCAAGGUGCACGAGUCCACGCUGCGCAAGCGGCUCCUAGAGUUCGGUGACACUCCCUCAUCAGCGCUGACCCUUGACGAGUUCAUGACGGUGGACCUGGAGGAGGAGCAGGACCCGCCAGCGUUCAGGGCCGCCAGGAAACGGGAUAAGGAGCGGCUGCAGAAGCUAAUAGAAGAAGAGGAUGGCGAGAAGGAGCUAUCGGAGUUACAGAGAGAAAUAGACUUACAAUUAGAAAAAGACAACUCAAAAAGAAAGAGGGCCGCCAACCCGCCUCCUCCCCCUGUUAAUUUAGAUGCGAGUAUAGAGGAUGCGGAAGCGUCCAAGUUCGCCGCGGAGGACACUCUGAGCCUCAUCGGCGAGAUCGCCAAGCAGGCCGACCCGAGCCGCGACGCGCAGCUCAAGCAGGAGACCAUGGAGAAGGGACUCGCGCCAGACCUGCACGUAAUAGGACUGGGGCCUUCAGAAGACAAGUCUCAAGACAAGUUCGUGAAGCCGGAACCCAAGCUGCAGUUCAGCAAGGACCUUCACAAGGACGAGGAGCUGGUGCUGAGUGAAAGAGACGAAGACUACGUUAGCUCGCUGAUCAUGAGCGAGACGGAAGCUGCACUGAAGACUAAGAUGUGGAAUAGGAUUAAUGCGGGAUAUUUGAAGGAGCAGAAAAUAAAAGAAGAGAUACGCGCCCGCGAAAAAGAAGAAGGCAAAGACAAGACGAAGAAAGUGCGAGGUUCGUACAAGAAAAAGACGGCCAUGAACGCAGCCACCGCCGGGGAGGCCAUAGAGAAGAUGCUGGCAGAGAAGAGGAUUAGCAGCAAGAUUAAUUAUGACAUAUUGAGGAGUCUGGACCAGCCGGGGACGCCGGCGGGCAGCACGGCGCCGGCGACGCCGCAGCCAGCGGUGGUUGAAGAUUCAAAACCGGCAACGCCAUCGGAGCCGAUAGUCCUAACCUCGCCAGUGGCCCGCAAGCGCAAGAAGAAGAACCCGCCGCCCGCCCUGUCGCUGGCGAGCCCCGCGCCCUCCACCCCCGCGCCCGCCACCCCCGCGCCGGCCACCCCCGCCCCCGCGACGCCUGCUGGCGCACUUACUGACGCUGACGAGGAUUACGAAGAAGACCUGGUGGAGACGACGGCCGCUGAUGCCGAGGAGCUGUCUCUGGCCGCCAUGCUGCAGAACGGACCCGAGGACGACUACGACUACGAUUAUGAGGAGUACUAGUUUACUAUGUUAUGUGACAUGUAGAUAAUUUCGACUAUAUUGUAAGGGCGUAUGUAGAUAGAUGGUUUAACGGAGGGUCGCUGUGGUGUAAAUACAAAAACGAACUAACGAGAUUUGUCACGCAAGCUAUCGUUUAUUCCUUCGUUCGUUUUGUAUAGUGACCCCACUGGUUGGGCAGACAUGUGAGACUGGCAGAUUGACGCUGGUAGGAAGCUUUGCGCCCUGAGGACGUAGUCACCUAUAACAGGUUA